CGGAGGCUGGAAUUUCAGGUUUCUCUCUUGUGUGUUUCGGGGUAACGGUGACGCGCGUCGCCGUGAACACCGACUCUUUUUCAUUUCUCUGUCCUCAUUCAUUUGCCUGCAUGUGUUUAGUCUUAAAUAAGUAUGACUGAGAGCGCGGGGAAUAAAAAUGAGGAUUGUCAUGCAGCGAAUGGUGUGAAAGCAGGAAGAAAUGGCAUGGUGAAGAACCAUCAUCACCAUCAUCAUUGUCAAAAGCAGGAGGAGGUUUACCAUGCUGCAUGCAAUGGAGAGCUUUACAGCAGGCCGUUCAUCGAGUCCUUUGAGGAAACUCCCAUGCUGGUCGCCGUGCUCACGUAUAUGGGCUACGGCAUCCUCACCAUCUUCGGAUAUCUGCGGGAUUUCAUGAGGGAGUGGAAAAUAGAAAAAUGCCACAUAGCCAGAGAAAGGGAGGAGCAGAAGGACUUUGUUCCACUUUAUCAAGAUUUUGAGGAUUUCUACACAAGGAAUUUAUACAUGAGGAUUCGGGACAGCUGGAACAGACCCAUUUGCAGUGCUCCUGGGGCCACGUUUGACCUCAUUGAGCGCAGUUCCAAUGAUUACAAUUGGACCUUUGAGUACACUGGGCGAGUGGUGAAGGAUGUGAUAAACCUUGGCUCGUAUAAUUAUCUGGGCUUUGCAGAGAACACAGGUGCCUCUGCCACAGCUGCUGGAGAGGUGACAGUGAAAUUUGGGGUGGGCAUGGCCAGCACCAGACAGGAAAUGGGCAACCUCGACAGGCAUGAAGAGUUGGAGAAUCUGGUGGCAUCAUUCCUGGGAGUGGAGUCGGCUAUGGCUUUCGGCAUGGGGUUUGCAACUAACUCCAUGAACAUUCCUGCGUUAGCUGGCAAGGGAUGUUUGAUUCUAAGUGACGAGUUGAACCAUGCCUCUCUGGUACUCGGAGCAAGGCUGUCCGGCUCCACCAUCUGGGUUUUUAAACACAAUAAUAUGCAGAGCCUGGAGAAGUUACUCAGAGAAGCUAUUGUUCAUGGCCAGCCUAGAACACGUCUAACCUGGAAGAAAAUCCUCAUUCUUGUGGAGGGCAUCUACAGUAUGGAGGGCUCCAUCAUACGGCUGCCAGAACUUAUAGCACUGAAAAAGAAGUACAAGGCCUACCUUUACCUGGACGAGGCUCACAGUAUCGGGGCAUUAGGACCCUGCGGUCGAGGGGUGGUGGAGUAUUUUGGACUGGACUCUAAAGAUGUAGACGUCAUGAUGGGCACCUUCACAAAGAGCUUCGGUGCAGCUGGUGGAUACAUAGCAGGGAGGAAGGAUUUGAUAGACUACCUGCGAACUCAUUCUCACAGUGCAAUUUACGCCACCUCUAUGUCACUUCCUGUCGUGGAGCAAAUCAUCACUUGUAUGAAGUGCAUUAUGGGGAAGGAUGGAACGACAAUAGGCCGUUCACGUAUCCAGCGGUUGGCUGAAAACACAGUCUAUUUCCGUAGGAGACUGCGGGAGAUGGGAUUCAUCAUCUAUGGCAACAAUGACUCACCUGUGGUACCCAUGAUGCUCUACAUGCCCGCCAAAAUCGGGGCGUUUGGUCGAGAGAUGUUGAAGAGAAAUAUUGGAGUAGUGGUGGUGGGCUUCCCAGCCACGCCGAUCAUAGAGUCCAGAGCCCGCUUCUGUAUCUCUGCGGCCCACACCAAGGAAAUGCUGGACAGGGCGCUGGAUGUGAUCAGUGAAGUAGGCGAUCUGCUGCAGCUGAAGUAUUCGCGGCACAAAGUUCUUCCCUCGCUGGACCGGACCGUUGAUGAAGAGUGACAUACUUCCUAUCUGAACCAAAUGUGCACUGCUCAUCAUCUGCUCUCCAAAAGGAAGCAGUGAACCACUUAAUAAAUAUAUCUUUUUUUAAACUUAUAGGUAUAUCAUCUUUAUUUUAAUACAUGAAGCUCUGAACGACCAAACACUGAUGCUUUUAGAAAAAAAAAAAAAAAACUCCCCAGUUUCCUCUACUGCAUUUGUCACCUCAGUUUCGUUUUGACGUGAGGUCUGGGGUCUGUUUUUAACUCGUUGUGGCAUUCAUUUAGGGAAAUAAAUAUUUUGAUUUUUCUCUGCCAGCCACAGGAAGCUUUGAGCUGCUUGUGUACUUGCUAAAGCCAUAUGUCACUGCAGCCUUCAAAACCAUUUUUGUGUACAAAAAACAUUGAGACUUUGUUUCUCUCUCUCUAGUAAGUGAGAACAGACUGGUAACGAACCCAUAAUUCGAAGGAUCCUGACCUAUGAAAGGAAUUACAGGUUCUUAUGGCAUUGUCAUUACAUUCACGGUGUCGAAAACCUCCACAGCUUGGCUCUUUAGUUGUUGUUGUUUCCACAGAUUUUGACUUGCGGCCUGCUCUGGUGCCUUGCGUCAAUCUGGCUAUGGUUUUUCUUGUUACCAGGAUGUUUAUUUUUUCAUUGAGAUACAAAUCGUGGAGGGUGAAGUUGGUUAUGUCUGAGGGAAGUCUAAGUAGAAACAUGCAUACUUAUCAAAUUUGCACCCCUGAGGAAACUUGGAUUAUAUGCAUUACUGUAUCUCCAAAGCUGCAGUGCAAGUUGUGCGAUCCCAAAACUUGAAUCAUUCAUCCAAAAAUGAAAAUUUGCAUAAAGUUUACUUGCCAACAGGCAAUUCAAGAUGUAGAUGAGUUUGUUUGUUUUUUAAUCGAUUUGGUGAAAUGUAGCAUAUCACCUGCUCACUAAUGGAUCCUCUCCAGUGAAUGGGUGCCGUCACAAUGAGAGUCCAAACAGCUGAUAAAAGCAUCACAGCAAUCCUCAUGACUCCAGUCCAACAAUUAAUUUCUUAGAAGUGAAAAGCGGUGUGAUUUAAAAAAAAAUCCAUCAAGCCAUUUUAACUUUAAACCAUCACUCCCAACUAAAAAAACGAGUCCAUCUAUAAUAAUGUUAUUUAUUUGCUUAAAGGUGGCUUGAUCUGUGCAUAUUUUUCAAAAUUUUUGAAUUAUCAAAAGCAGUACUAUAGAUAGAAGAUGCAUAUUUUAGCUGGAAGCAUUCAUUUGAAGUUAAAAACAUCAUAUUGUUGAAUUUAUUACAAACAUUACAGCUUUUCGAUCCACAAGACAUGAAAUGUGGCUGAGGCGGAGUAAAUUUUUAGCAAGUUAAAAUUUUUGGAUGAUCUAUUCUAUGACUUGCAACCUCUGAUAACUAUGUUAAUAGUGACUUAUUAGUGUAUGAGUGCAAUGGCAUGGAUAACUAAUAAGUUUGCUCUCUCUCAAAAGUUUGCAUUCUCUAGUUUUAUAAGCUUUCCUCAAUAUUGAUUGAAGUUUGUUGACUUAUGAUUUCAAUUUUUUUUUUAAACGCUUUUCAGCAUUCAUAAAAAGAGCUUUAUGUUAUGUAUAUGGUUCUUUAUUAAUGUACAUAUUUAUUUAUUAUUCAAGUUUCAUAUCUUUUAUUGUUUGGAUAAGUGUACUUUAAUCAUCAACGGCAGCUCCAGAUAUCCUCUUAUAUGCACAUGCAUGAUGUGCAUGCUCUCAGUGCACAUACUACUGAUGAGUAUUUUUAUAUCAUUUUAAUAUUCCAAGCAAAGCAUGUGGGAUGUUUUCACUGAGUCUGCUGGUUUAUGGCGUUUUAACGGUGUUGCACCAUACACUCUGUGUUCUGUUUUGUGGCUUCUGUUGCUUUGGUCCUGUGGGGUUUACAAGUCUUUUACAACAUCAACAUUUCUUUUUAACCAUUUUUUUAACCUGUGUUCCUUUAUAUGUAACAAGAAACUACACAGAUCGAGAGAUGUUUUAAAAUAGCAAGAAACAAUCUUUUUUUCUUGAUAAUAUAAAAACUGACAUUUAAGAAAGAUUAUUUCAACUAUAAAGACUUCUUGUUCAUAUGAAACACAUGCUUUACCAGCACAUUCACUGUAUGUGCUCUAAUAUGACUUGGACUUUGCUGCCUGUAUAGUGCAUACAGUUUUAAGACCUACUUUUCAAAGUACACUGUUGGCUUCAUUAGUUGAAGAGUUGUUUCACUCCUAAGGAAAUUAAAUUACUAUGACUAAAUCUA
Carassius auratus (goldfish) is the source of this 4014-nucleotide messenger RNA. Its product is annotated as serine palmitoyltransferase 2-like. Gene Ontology annotation, molecular function: serine C-palmitoyltransferase activity; pyridoxal phosphate binding. The transcript has 12 exons. The record is from RefSeq and is a predicted model, not a curated record. Gene Ontology annotation, cellular component: serine palmitoyltransferase complex. Bases 133 to 1788 code for a protein of 551 amino acids. NCBI's taxonomy places the organism in Eukaryota, Metazoa, Chordata, Actinopteri, Cypriniformes, Cyprinidae. Gene Ontology annotation, biological process: sphingosine biosynthetic process; ceramide biosynthetic process.